AUGAGUGGAGGUCGCUUUGAGUUCGAUGACGGCGGCGCGUACUGUGGUGGCUGGGAGGGGGGCAAGGCGCACGGCCACGGUAUCUGCACCGGCCCAAAAGGCCAGGGCGAGUUUUCCGGAUCUUGGAACUAUGGCUUUGAGGUGGUGGGGGUCUACACAUGGCCCAGUGGCAACACCUACGAGGGCUACUGGUCGCAGGGCAAACGUCACGGACUGGGGGUCGAAAGCAAAGGUCACUGGAUCUACAGAGGGGAAUGGACGCAUGGUUUUAAGGGGCGCUACGGCAUCCGACUCAGCGUCGGCAGUGGCGCCAAAUACGAGGGGACUUGGAACAACGGACUCCAGGACGGCUAUGGAACUGAAACCUACGCUGAUGGAGGUACUUUCCAGGGUCAAUUUACAGGCGGCAUGCGACACGGCUACGGGGUCCGUCAGAGCGUGCCCUAUGGCAUGGCAGCAGUGGUCCGUUCGCCUCUCCGGACUUCCCUGACCUCCCUACGCAGCGAGCACAGCAAUGGCACAGUUCUGCAACAAGAUAUCCCCACCAUCACCACCACAAGUGUGUCUGGUGAGGAGACUCCUGUUGCCAACCCUGCCCAACUGGGACCAUCGCGGGGAGGCUUCGCCCUCACUCUCCAGGUGGACCCUGACGCUGUGAGACCCAAGAAGAAAGGUUUAUUUCGCAGGAGUGCUCUGCUGGGAAAACUCAAGAAAUCCGAUUCAAGCACUUCGCUUUCCAGUCAGAAGAGCAAGAUAAGUUUCCUGAGGACGGAAUCGGCUUUGAGCUCCAAUGCCAGCGACACCAACUCCACCAUCAGCAUGGGGGACGAGAGCCUGGCCGGAGCAGAAGACUUCCCCCCUGUGGAGGCGGACAUCGAUGCAACCACCACAGAAAUCUACAUGGGCGAAUGGAAGAAUGACAAGCGCUCAGGAUAUGGAAUAAGCGAAAGAUCUAGCGGUCUCAAGUAUGAGGGUGAAUGGCUCAACAACCAAAGACAUGGCUACGGUUGCACCACCUUUGCCGAGGGUGGCAAAGAAGAGGGCAAGUACAUGAAUAACAUGCUGGUGAAGGCUGUGAAGAAGAGAGUGAUCCAACUCAAGGGAACCAAGAUCAAACAGAAAGUGGAGCGGGCCGUGGAGGGCGCACAGCGGGCCGCCGCCAUAGGCAAGCAGAAAGCAGAAAUUGCUGCUUCAAGGUCCACCCAUGCCAAGGCCAAAGCAGAAGGAGCUGAUCAGGCUGCCCAGGCCUCCAACAGCGAGUCCUGCAUCGCAAGGCUGGUUGCCAAAGAGCUUUCACCUUCCUUCUACCAGCCAGGUCCAGAGUAUCUGAAGAAGAGAGCAAUGCCGGAAGUUGGAGAGGGAAGUGAGAACACAGAUAUAGUCAUGCAUGAGCCACUUUUGGCUGAGGAGGAGCCUGCGCCGACACCCCCCGAAAGCCCGCUUGUGAAUGAACUCGACCGCCUAAUGCCUGGAUCCUCCCCUGGCCGCACCCCCUCCCCCACUCCAGGGAUCUUCAUCAAAGAAGACCCAAAGCUCCUCGGUCCUAACAACUGGAAUGAUGAAAAAACAAGUAAAGCCAGCGGAAGUAAAGGUAGCAGUAAACCCAACAGCAGGCCUGGUAGUCGCCCCACUACACCUUCACUCCCUGUUCCUGUUCCAACUGUACCAGAGAGCACCAGUGGUCGCAACCUGUCCAGAACACCAAGUCACCAUAGUGCCAAGAAUGAACAGGGGUCCGAUUUGGAAAUUAAACCUUUGCAGAAAUUUGAUCCAGAGGUGAAUAUUCCGGACAGUGCGUCCACAUCCCAAUCAGCAAGAAAUAGCUUUGUUGGUCCAGAUGAGGAGGAAAAGCUGCGCUCCAGCACCAAAGUGGCCCCUGGAGCAGUCACUGAUUGGAAAGCCAAUGAUCUCAAGCCUGUAAGAGCUCCGUCACUCCGCGAUCAAGAGCAGUCGUGGGAAACGAACAGGCUUUCCGUCAAAGCGGAACCCAAGGCCGCAGCCAAACGGCAACCUUCUCCUACACCAUCCCCAAAGCCUGCACUCAACCAUGAACCUAAGACAGUAGCCAAGCCUGUAGAAGCCAAAAGCAACAAUGCCAAACCUGCCUUGAAAGUCGAUUCCAAAACUGAAGCCCGACUGAAGGUGCCAAUGAUGAAUUCAAACAAUGAAGUGACUGCAGAGUCUUCGGAGCAGGAGAGCCCCAACACCAUCAUGAUCUGCAUGGUCAUCCUGCUCAACAUUGGUUUGGCCAUUCUCUUCGUGCACAUUUUGUCGUGA
This is a messenger RNA of Nerophis lumbriciformis (worm pipefish), 2277 nucleotides long. NCBI's taxonomy places the organism in Eukaryota, Metazoa, Chordata, Actinopteri, Syngnathiformes, Syngnathidae. The record is from RefSeq and is a predicted model, not a curated record.